Paramuricea clavata is the source of this 3164-nucleotide messenger RNA. The record is from the annotation of a GenBank genome assembly. NCBI's taxonomy places the organism in Eukaryota, Metazoa, Cnidaria, Anthozoa, Malacalcyonacea, Plexauridae.
AUGGUUAAAAUUGAAGAGUUAAAUCGGAAGAGAAGUUCGGCGAAGAAAAAGUUCGACGACGAGGUAAAAAGCUUCGAAUUUGUGCUAGAAGCUCGCCCGGAAAUACAUAGUCUUGAAGAGGCUUUUGGCGAAGUCAAGGUAAAAUAUAAAGCUGUAAGAGAAAUACAUGAUGGAAUUACUGACUUAAUGGUCGAAGCUGACAUUGAGGAAGCCGAUUUUACAAACCAUGAUAUUUUUAUUACGGAAAUCAUUGCAAAAUAUGGCGAUUUACUCUCAAAGUUAGAACAAUAUCGACGAAAAUGUGAAGUAGAUCAAACAUCAAAGGGACUACCGACUGAAAUGGAACCCAAACAACAGAGGUCUAAUCUGGAGAGAAUCAAGGUACCACAAUUUUCUGGAAACAUUAAAAAUUAUCGAACAUGGAAAAGAAUUUUCGAGGACACUAUGAAGAGAAAUUAUGAAAAUGAAGGAAGUCAACUUGCAAGAUUGAUUGAAGCUAUCCAACCCCCCCCCCCCCUGAGAUAUGAAAUUGAAUGUUUUACUACAACUAAAGCGAUAUGGGAAUUUCUCGACAAGUUAUUUGGAGACGACAAAGAGUUGAUUAAAAUUUUGAUGAAUGAUAUCAAAACAAUGAAACCCUUGAAGGUCAAAGAUGCAAAGUCGAUUCGGAAUUUGGUCGCAACAGUUCGUGGGUUUAUUCUCAGAAUGGAGGAUGUUGGAGCAUCUGACGAAGCCAAAAGUAGAUAUGUGUUUGCUGAUAUUCUGGCGAAAUUGACGGUAGAAGAUCAAAGAGCUUACGCACGGAGUAUGAUGAUACAAAGAAGAUUGAAAGCCUGCAUACCUUGUUGGAAUACCUAGAAGAAGAGGCAAAAAUAAUGGCAAGUAGUCAAUCGGAUCAACGCUCUUCAAAAAUUGGGAUUUAUCCAGUUAAUGUGGACGGUGGUUACAAUGUUGCCCCUGGUUGUGGUUUGGGUUGUUCCCAACAACAUGGUUUAGGUUAUUGUCCAGCAUUUAAGAAGAUGAAAGUGAAGGAAAAGUGGGAAGUGGUGAUUCAGUCCAAGAGAUGUAAAAAAUGUCUGCGAACUGGACACCGACACCAACAGUGUUCGCGAAAGGCAUGUGAUAUCAACAGUUGUGGAAGACCACAUCAUUACCUAUUGCAUAAAGAUCCAAAACAAGUGGACAAUGGCAAUCUGAACCCUGAUGCACAACCAUUCAAACCAGAUCAGGAGGAAGCUACAGGCACGGGAAAGUCCAAUCAGAUUGGUGCUAUUUCAGCUGGUAAUGCAGGAACUGCAAAUGUACCAACUCAAAAGGUCAAAGUGCACAGUGCCAAUGGGAACUCUAUUGAGGGACUUGCCAUGGUUGAUAGUGGUUCUAAUAAGAGUCUCAUUCGGAAAGAGUUUGCGGACAAGCUCGGUUUGGUCGGAGAAUCAAAAAAGAUGAAGAUGUAUGUUGCAGGCGGUGGAAUUAGAGUUGAAGAUUCUGCUGAGUUUGAUUUAAAGAUAUCGCCCUGUUAUGAUGAAGAUAUUGUAUUCAAUGUGAGAGCUUAUUCAGUCAAGCAACCAUGCCAAGCAGCCAAAACUAUUUCAAAGAAAGCGGUAGUCAGAUUUCCUCACCUUGUUCGAAUUGUAGAAGAUCUACAUUUAAAUGGCGGUCCAGUGGACAUUCUAUUGGGAACAGAUCUACCGGAAGCCCAUCGUGAUUUUAAAGUUCUGGCGGGUAACCCUGGUGAACCGAUUGCAAAGAAGAACAUCUUUGGUUGGUCAGUCCUUGGUAAUCUUGAAGAGAAUAGUACACCUGGAAUUUUUGCUGUCGAAACCAUUGACGACAUAACAAAGGACCAGGACAUAAAGAAAUUAACUUUCCAAGAUCAAUUAAGAAUCAAACCAACUGGUUACUGUACAUGCUCUGAGAAAGAAAUGCGAGAAUGUGCAUUCAUUCAACAUGUUCGGGAGUCUACUAGAGUUUUGGAUGAUGGAAGAAUUGAAGUAAGAAUGCCUUGGAAACCAGAACAUACCAAUCUACCUAACAACCGGUCUGUCGCGUUCGAACGAAUGGUGUCGAAAGAAAGGCAGCUGGUAAAGAAAGGAAAGUUGGAGGCGUUUAACAAGGAAGUAAAAGCUUUGGUCGACAGAGAGGUGGUCAUUAAGCUGAAACAAGAGGAAGUAAACCCAGAGGAGCCGGCGUGGUAUCUACCGAUUGGAGAAGUGGAAAGUCCCGACAAGACUACCAAGUGCAGAUUAGUUUUCGAUGCAGCAGCCAAAAUGGACGGACUUUCCCUCGAUGAUGCUCUUGAAAAAGGACCAUGUCUUAUGAAUUCCUUAUUUGAUGUGUUGAUUGGCUGGAGACAGAAUGGAGUCGCCUUUGCUGGAGACAACUCGAAGAUGUUUAAUGAGAUAGCUGUCCAUCUGGAUGAUCAGAAAUACCACAGAUUCUUGUGGAGAGACGGAGAAACUGACAGAGAGCCUGACAUGAAUGCCAUUAAUCUUCUCGCUGAUAGAGUUCAAGUCAAAUCACCAGAAGCAGCAAGAAUCCUAAAGGAUAAUACUUAUGUUGAUGACGUUGCGGGGUCGGAGACAUCACCAGAGAAAGUCAAGAAAGUGGUCGAUGGUAUCGAUACCAUUUUGGGCAAAGGCAAGUUUGCCAUCAAAGCGUGGCACAGCAACAGCCCAGAGAUUGAUCAAGAUGGCAACGAGAAUCCGGUGAGUCUACUGGGUCAUCAAUGGAACAUGAAAGCUGAUAGCAUUGCUUUGAAGAGCGAGACAGUGUAUACAGAUCUCAGUUAUUGUACGAAACGAAAGGCUCUUGGUGUGGUGUCUCAACUGUGGGAUCUGCUAGGACUGAUGGCGCCAGUUACAAUUCGGUUUCGAAUUGAUCUCCAAAAUCUAUAUCAGUGGGAUGAGUUAUUGCCACCUGAAGAAAAGUUAAAAUGGCAAAAAAAUGUCGGAGUUGGUGAUCUUGUAUUAGAAAUCGAUGGGAAUCGCAAGAGAGGUGAGUGGCAAAUGGCGUUGGUGGAAGAAGUAUUUCCUGGUGGUGAUCGUAAAGCCAAGAUCAGAGCGUCGAAGGGAGUCUACGAAAGACCCAUAGCGAAGUUAUGCUUAAUUGCAACCCGACAAGAGCUCGAUCGCGAGCAGAAUGAAACUUUAGUACAACAUAGUUAA